AUGGCGGGACGUGUACGGCACCCAAUCGACCAGAAGGCUCUGGAACGGUACAUCGACGAGCAUGUGCCGCAAAUCAAGACGCCCUUGGAGAUCAAACAGGCAUGUUUCGGCUUCGGCCAAUCGAACCCGACAUACCAACUAACGGACGCGACCAACGCCCGCUUCGUGCUGCGCAAGAAGCCCCCCGGCAAGCUCCUCUCCAAGGCCGCGCACAAGGUCGAGCGCGAGCACCGCAUCAUCGCCGCCCUCGGCCCCACCGACGUACCCGUGCCCCGGGCCUACUGCCUCUGCGAGGACGACUCGGUCGUCGGCACGCCCUUCUACAUCAUGGAGUUCCUCGACGGCCGCAUCCUCGAGGACCCGGCCAUGCCCGAGGUGAGCUCGCCCGAGGAGCGCAGGGCGCUGUGGAGGGCCGCGACGACGACGCUCGCGAGGCUGCACCGCGUCACGCCGGCGGGCGUCGGGCUCGAGGGGUUCGGCAAGGCGAGCGGGUUCUACGACCGCCAGGUCCGCACGUGGACGACCAUCUGCGAGAGUCAGGCCGCCGCCGUCGACCUCGAGACGGGCGAGAAGGUUGGCGACCUGCCGCACUUUGGGGAGAUGGUGCGGUUCUUCGGGGACGGGGCCGCGCAGCCGCAGGACCGGGCGACGUUGAUCCAUGGGGAUUACAAGAUUGACAACAUUGUCUUUCACAAAACGGAGCCGAGGGUCAUUGGAAUUCUGGACUGGGAAAUGUCCACCGUGGGUCACCCCCUCUCGGACUUGUGCAACUUCCUACACCCGUACUUCACCGCCUCGCGCGCCGGCAGCGGCAUCUACGCGCACGACGGAUUCCUCCCCGGCGCCACGCCGGGUUUGCCGACGACGGAGGAGAUCGUGGGCUGGUACGCCGCCGAGGCCGGGUGGUCCCCCGCGCCGGAGCUCAACUGGGGCAUGGCGUUCAGCAUGUUCCGGCUCGCGGCCGUGUGUCAAGGCAUCGCGGCGCGUGCGGCGCGCGGGCAGGCGAGCAGCGAGCAGGCGCGGAGGUUCGCCGUCACGAGGGGCCCGUUGGCGGAGUUUGCGUGGGAGCUCGUCGGGAGGAGCCGUGGCGAGGGGGGGGAGGGAGGCAAAGCGAAGUUGUAA
Messenger RNA from Colletotrichum higginsianum IMI 349063, 1122 nucleotides. Its product is annotated as phosphotransferase enzyme family protein. Bases 1 to 1122 code for a protein of 373 amino acids. NCBI's taxonomy places the organism in Eukaryota, Fungi, Ascomycota, Sordariomycetes, Glomerellales, Glomerellaceae. The record is from RefSeq and is a predicted model, not a curated record. The transcript is spliced from 3 exons.